AUGGGUCCCCAAAAUGAAGAAAAAGAAAUCAGUCGGUUAUCAAACGCGGGAAAGCAACAGCAGUCAAGCAUUCAGUCGACAUCACCAUUACCGGACGUGGUUGUUAAAGUUGAUGGAUCCCAAAUGCCCCCAUCGCAAAGACCGCCAGAAACUUUUUUAAGCAUCGGUCUUCAGGUUUUACUACCAUUUUUGGUGGCUGGUAUGGGUAUGGUCGGUGCUGGAAUAUAUCUUGACCACAGUUGGCCUGUUUUCCAAAAUGUUUCUGAAAUAAUAAUUUUGGUGCCUUCAUUGUUGGGUUUGAAAGGAAAUUUAGAAAUGACGCUGGCGUCUAGACUUUCUACCGAAGCAAAUCUCGGACAUAUGGAUGAUACGAAAGAAAGAUGGAUUAUGAUACUAGGAAAUUUAAUUUUAGUGCAGUGCCAAGCAAUUGUUGUCGGUCUUUUGUCUUCUGUGGUUGCUGUGGUCAUGGUUGCUGCUCUUCGGCAACAGUUUAAUUUAACUCAUACUCUCAUGCUCUGUGCCUGCAGUCUAAUAACGGCAUCCGUAGCCAGUUUAAUUUUAGGUUUAAUAACUGCGGCAGUUAUAUCAUUUUCAAGAUUUUUAAAUAUAAAUCCAGAUAAUGUGGCAACUCCGAUAGCUGCCAGUUUAGGCGACAUCACUUCUCUUGCUCUUCUUUCUUGGAUAGCUUCCCUUUUAUACGAAUCAAUAGUUAUUGGUGGAUAUCACCGACCGUCAUGUGAUUCCGUUAUAUUUUUUUGUUUUUAUGCCGGAAAAUUUUGA
Molecule: messenger RNA, 780 nt
Organism: Pediculus humanus corporis (human body louse)
Lineage: Eukaryota; Metazoa; Arthropoda; Insecta; Psocodea; Pediculidae
Exons: 5
Coding region: 1-780 (259 amino acids)
Biological process (GO): monoatomic cation transport
Cellular component (GO): plasma membrane
Molecular function (GO): monoatomic cation transmembrane transporter activity
Source: RefSeq, a predicted model, not a curated record